UUUCACUGCCUUGGGAUCUAGAGGGUGAAGGGGAACCAGAGCGCACAAGGGAACUGACUCAGGAGGCAGAGAAGAUGGGCAUCCUCAGCGUAGACUUGCUGAUCACACUGCAAAUUCUGCCAGUUUUUUUCUCCAACUGCCUCUUCCUGGCGCUCUAUGACUCGGUCAUUCUGCUCAAGCACGUGGUGCUGCUGUUGAGCCGCUCCAAGUCCACUCGUGGAGAGUGGCGGCGCAUGCUGACCUCAGAGGGACUGCGCUGCGUCUGGAAGAGCUUCCUCCUCGAUGCCUACAAACAGGUGAAAUUGGGUGAGGAUGCCCCCAAUUCCAGUGUGGUGCGUGUCUUCAAUCCCGAAGGAGGUGACAAUAGUGGAAAUGGUGUCCCGGAGAAGACAACUGACGGAGCUGAAUGCCACCUUCUUGACUUUGCCAGCGCUGAGCGCCCACUGGUGGUCAACUUCGGCUCGGCCACCUGACCUCCUUUCACUAGCCAGCUGCCAGCCUUCCGCAGACUGGUGGAAGAGUUCUCAGCGGUGGCUGACUUCCUGUUGGUCUACAUCGAUGAGGCUCAUCCUUCAGAUGGCUGGGCGGUGCCUGGGGACUCCUCUUUGUCUUUUGAGGUGAAGCGGCACCGAAACCAGGAAGAUCGAUGUGCAGCAGCCCACCAGCUUCUGGAGCGUUUCUCCUUGCCGCCCCAGUGCCGAGUUGUGGCUGACCGCAUGGACAAUAAUGCCAAUGUAGCUUAUGGAGUAGCCUUUGAACGUGUGUGCAUUGUGCAGAGACAGAAAAUUGCUUAUCUGGGAGGAAAGGGCCCCUUCUUCUACAAUCUUCAAGAAGUCCGGCAUUGGCUGGAGAAGAAUUUCAGCAAGAUGAAAUCUAGAUUAGCUGGUUAAAGGUAUGAUUGUAAUAGAGCUUAUUAUUUUUAAAAAAAAUUAUGUAAAGAAAAGGAAAUUAAGAACUGAAUCCAUAUUUCGACUGAGUCCCAUUGUCUUACUGAAAGACAGGAAUUUACCUGUCAGAAGAACAUGAACCUCUAACAUCUCAGUACUUCUUUCACCACUCAAAUGGCAUGGGGCUAAAUAGUAGCUCUGUCACUUCUCUUCUUAGUGAAAAGAUCCUAAGAUGGAGAGGAAGAAACCCUGACUCAGCAUGUGUUCAUUCUGCUUUGAGAAAGAAGUUAUACGGCUGAUGCAUGCUUUGGGACCAGAAGAAAAGACUUACCUGAAUAAUUACUAUGUUAGGGAAGCUACUGUCUAUGUUAAGAUAAAGAUAUUGCCUUGGCUUUAUUCAGCAUGGAUAGAGCCCAGCUGGAAAAUUCGCAAAUAUUUACUUAUAAUGAGUCCUUGAACCCAGGCCACGUGGUUAAGACCUUGGUGUUUAAUACAUUCUAGUUUCUAGCAACGCAGUGCUCUAUGUCAGUCUACAUAGCCCAAAAUUCACAGGUGUAUGUGUAGAUAACAUGAAUGAUCCCUUAACCUGGAGUGUUACAGUAACCAUCUGAAAUCUGAGGGUUAUUUUCUAGGCAGAUGGAGAAGGCACUAGAAAAAAAAAUCAAAUUGACAAGCUAGGUAAGAGAAGGCGGAAAGAUUAGGAAAUGUCAUAGAGUUUCACCUUGAAGUUAUAGAGAGUGGGACUAAUUUGGUAGCCACAGAAACAUAGAAACAUAUACAGGCCAGAAAAAGAAGAAGCCCAGCUAAAAAUAGCAUAGAGAAUACACGUAUAAAAACAUCAUACACUCCUAGA
Messenger RNA from Propithecus coquereli (Coquerel's sifaka), 1740 nucleotides. RefSeq names its product deiodinase, iodothyronine, type II (gene DIO2). NCBI's taxonomy places the organism in Eukaryota, Metazoa, Chordata, Mammalia, Primates, Indriidae. The record is from RefSeq and is a predicted model, not a curated record. Gene Ontology annotation, molecular function: thyroxine 5'-deiodinase activity.